Messenger RNA from Symbiodinium pilosum, 397 nucleotides. Lineage: Eukaryota; Dinophyceae; Suessiales; Symbiodiniaceae. The record is from the annotation of a GenBank genome assembly.
GUCAGGCUGACUUACCGGACUGCUUACUCGACAGGAGUGGCUGGUCGCAUCCCAGCCAGCGAAGAUCGAGGGGAGAACUUCGCCGGCAUCCACAACAUUGGCCGCAAGGAAUCGCCGUACAUGAAAUUCCAGAAGAGCACUGCCCCGCUGCUCGACUACAGUGCGGUCAAUAGCAGGCGCGACUUCACACCACAUCCCCUGGGUGACAACAAGGUCAACGCCAUGCUUGCUGCCAGCUUCAAGGCCGGUUGGAAGGGAAGCGCUGCGGGGUCGGCCGCCGAAAUGCCGAAGACUAGCUACUACCAGGACACCUUCGAAGGUUACACCGGCAAGCGGCUGAGAUCAGCGAAGAUGAAGAGCGUGAAGCCCACGAAUGCCCGCACGCACACCAUCACAG